Xyrichtys novacula (pearly razorfish) is the source of this 16300-nucleotide messenger RNA. NCBI's taxonomy places the organism in Eukaryota, Metazoa, Chordata, Actinopteri, Labriformes, Labridae. The record is from the annotation of a GenBank genome assembly.
AUGGCUGAGAGUCCAGAAAAGAGUCAAUCUGAGGGGACACCUGCUGCAGACAUGUACCCCAGAAAGAUCCUGGAGUACAUGGAGGGAUUCCUCAUCUCAAAGGUAAGGUACAGAUAAAGUGUACUCACACCUCUAUGUGUGCACCACAUUAAGGGUGCAGGACAUCUUGAGUCUGUUUAAAGUGACAGGUUGAAUAACACUUUCCUGUCUCCAGCUUCAGUGUCAACUAAGCUAAUAGCAUUCCUGAUAGUUCAUUAUGUAACAGCAUCAGACCUGCUAAACCACAAGGGAAGCGUAUCUUCGGAGCUAAAACUUUUAGCUGAUCAACCAGUGGAACGAUCAAAAUAAGACUUGACCAUUUUUUGUCAACAGCUUAAAAAAACCCAGAAUACAAUUAGACUUGAUAUUUUAUUGUUAUACAUUAAAAAAUUUGUAUGGAUAAAAGUGAUGGGGAAUGUGGCAGUUUUUUGUUGCCUUCUCACCUCCUGCAGGACAGUUCACCACAGAAUAGUAUUAUUACUUAUUAUUUUGUUUGAAACAUAAGUAGAUGACAGUCGUCUUUAAAGCUCCAGUGUGGAACUUUCGGUUUGUGUCAGCUUUGGCGCCCCCUGUGGACGAACAGUCCUGCUUAUUUUUUUCUCUAAAAGUUGAAGUAAUAUCUGUAAAAAAAAUACCUCACUUGCUGACAUUGAAUAAAAUGACAUUGAAAUUGAAUAAAACUGCUUUUUCGUCAGCUGCUCAGCUGUUCACUGUUGAGAUCAACAAUGAAAAUGUUUCUUAAUUUAUUUAAUGUGCAAAUUUACAUUCUAUGUGUGUGUCCAAGACGGUCUUCACCUCCUGUGAGCUCGGUGUGUUUGAUGUGUUGCUGGAUGCAGAGCACCCCCUGUCUGCAGAAAAGAUCAGUGUGGCAGUAUGCGCCAGUCUGGAUGGCACACAGAGACUGCUGGAUGCCUGCACUGGUUUGCAGCUCCUUAACAGGCACACAGAUAACGGAGAAGGUCAGAACACCUUGUACAAAAGUCAUACACUAAUGACUUAUCUCUCUGGAUGCUUUUAUGAGGAAAUCCGAGAGGCGUCAUUAAUUAUUCCCUUUAAUUAAAGUGUUUGCAGGUCUUACUGUAUAUCAGAAAAAAAACAAUCACAGCAUUUUCAUUGUUUUGUCUUUUAGUUACAUAAAUGUUGUAUUUAAAAUAUCUAAAUUCUAGUUGUUUUUUUUUAACAUCCCUUAUAUGAGUUUAUAUUUAUUAGUUUGUUAAUACAUGUGCACCUCUCUCCAGAUGUUCUUUGUCUGUAAACCUGCAGUGAUCCAUCUCCUCCCUGUCAUCUUCCUCUCCUCCUGUUUCAGUCUUGUACAGUAACACAGAGCAGGCAAGCAUAUACUUGACCCGCUCCAGUCCUUUGUCUCUCUACCAGUCCAUCCAGUACAGCUCCAGAACAAUCUACCUGUGCUGGCACUACCUCACCGACGCCAUCAGGUCAGUACACUGAGCCAAAGCCACAUUCAUGUUAUGUCAUUUAGAGCUUGUCAUCACUCCUGCAAACUUAAACAAUUUGGUUAUAUGUAUCCUAAACAUUUAUAAAAAGUGAGAACUACAGGUCUAAAGUUAAGAGUUCUUGCUCCCAAAAAUUGAUCGAAAACAUUCGGUACAGCAUAUCUUCACAACCUCAAGUUGAACCAUUGACUGUAUAAAACAGUGACACAGUCUUAGUGAUGUCACCCAUUGGUUUCUGAAGUUGAUUUGAAGCCUAUCGUUGUUGGUCACCAUAUUGGAGACUCAACCUAACUUUUGGUCAAACUAGCAAGGGGCAGCGAGGUAAGUUGAGGCAGGCCUUUAGCCUUCUCACUAACAGCUACAGUGUGCCUGCCUGUCAAUCACUUGAUUUAUCCUCCUAAUAACACAAAACUCUUAACCGCAAAUCUUCAUCAUUAAUGAGUGAUGUAAAGAUGUACUUUCUUUGAAUUGGUGUGUAUGUGGUAUCUGGUGCUUUUGGAGUCAACACCGAGUGGGCAUUCAUGGAAUUGCAGUUAUUACCACUUCAUGUAUUGGCUUUAUUUUUCAAGAAUAGAGGUUUCCUCUUGGUUGGCUAUUUUUUCCUCAUGUUUUUUUAGAAAACAGGAUAACUAACAAUUGAAGCUCUUGUGAGGAGUUUUUAGCUGAUGUAAGACUGCAAGGUCCUCACGGGAGCUUGAACUGACACUGAUAUUUGAUAACCUCUGAAUCUUAUGUGUAAGUUGACUAACUGGUUCAUGGCUUAUUGAUGAAAGAUGAUCAUAACCUUGUUUGUUACAAAAAUAAUUGAACAGGCCUGCCAUAGAAAAAGCAAAGGUGGGGUUUUAAUCUGAUCGAAUAACGAGUAAAAUUGAGGGCAGGCUGGUGGUGUCUUUUGCGGGCUGAGGAUUUGGAUUCAGCUCCUCCUUGUCUGUUUGAACAGUGUCUCAAGAUGGAUCUCAAUCUCAUUGUUAUGUCGGAGGGAGGACAGCCUGCAGCUGUCAGGCAGUGUGAGUGGAUUCACUGUGUUCACUGUAGAAACACUGAUAGGAGAAAGGGCUAAAAAUAAAUUCUCGUUAGGGGAGUGUUCAACAAAAACAAGCCAAAUCUGUGGCACAAAAGACAGAAUAUUGAUGUUACUUUCAUAUGACAAACUCUCCUUCAUUUGUUUGUUUCAAUCACUUUGACAGUGAGAAUAAAAUGGAGCUUAAGCAGAUUUAAAAAAAAAACCUGGAUUUCACAUAUUCAAAACUAAUUUGAUCAAUGAAAAGUUGUGUAGUGUUUCACACAUAUAACCCAUAUAAUGUGGUUCUAAUGUUUUUUUCUAGAGAGGGGAGAAACCAGUAUGAAAAGGCCUUUGGAGUCACUUCAGAAGAUCUCUUUCAAGCUCUCUACAGGUAAGAAGCUGUCUUUGUUUGAAACACACACAAACACGCACACGCCUGUGCACACACACACACAUACAGACAGACCAAACACACGCCCUUGCUUAUCUACAUUCUGUCCCUGUCUCCCCAUCAAAAGUCUGUCUGUCACUUUCUUCCCUUUCCCCCCUGAAAACACAGACUUGUGGGAUUUGUUGGGAAGCAGGGGAUGUCUGAGGGUGAGAGGAGAGGGAGAGUGUGGGCAGUGAUGUGAGGAAGCUUUGGGCGAGAGAGGAGGAGAAAAGGGGAGCGAAUACAUCGGCUGCUGUCCUUGAGGUCUUGUGUGUUUAUAGUAUCUAGUGCCCACAGUUUUAAUGCUUCAACAAUCUGCUGGUCAGCGCUUUUUCUGGGGUCACACGCUAAAAGUUUCACACUUUGCUGCUAAUAGGUUUUGAUCGGCAGGCCCAAGGCUUUUUAUUGUAGACAACAGCAAGUCUCAAAGGAACAGAAACCAUCAAGACUGACACACAGAGGAAUAACGUGCUAAAACACCCUUUCUCCUUGUCCUCAUCAGACCAUGAUUUCCUGAACCAGUGUACUGUGAUGGAGCGGUGUGUGAUGUGCUAAUGAAACAGAUGUGAAAAUGCAAAACAUGCAAGUGCAGCGUUCUCGAGACAGAUUUAAGACUUAGCUUUUUUCAGCGUUAUUCUCCUGAAUACACUAAAUUUCAUUGUUAAAAUGCUCAAAUAAUGAACUUUUGAAACGGGAGAAACCUGAAUUUCUUUUGUUUGUUUUUAUUUGUAUCCUACUGCUGCAGCUCAGUAGGGUUGUUUUAUGAAAUGGGACUCAGCUAUUUUUGUUAUUUUGAACAGCAGCUGAAUACCUUUCAGAAAAUUAACUCAUUAUCAAGAAUUGUUUUGCUAUAAGAAUAUUCAUGCACCAAGGGCCCAUCUGCACAGUAAUUUACAAUUCUGCUUUAAUUGAUUGAAAAAGAAAAGAAUUCCAUCACCUGCACACAAUUGAGUGAAUGCAGAGGAGCAGUUGUUUGUCCCUGUUGAUUUCCCUUGUGAAUACUGAGGGUAAAUUAGCAACAGGGAACAACCACUGAAGUCAGUCACUAUGUUCAGCCAGCGUUGUAGGAGAAGCAGGGUGGAUGAGUCAGACUCCUGUUUACUCACUGCCAUUUAACCAGCCUUGUAGUGCACCUGAAUAAUUCACAGCCCAGUUCUGUCUGCAGUUGUAAUUGUGCUAUUCAAGAAAAGCUGGAAGGAUUUGGAGAGGAUGGGAAAUUAGAUUUAGAAAUACACACAAAGAGGUCUGAAUCCCACAGAUGGGCACUUUUUAUUUGAUCUAAUUCAAUGUAAUGAGUCUUAUGGUUUUAACCUUCACAGAUUUACUCAUGUUCUUCCCAAGACAUGCUUCUGUAUCUCACACAUUGGGAAGUGCAACAUCCAUGUAUAUCUAAAGGUAAAUGGAGUAAAAUGGUGCAUUUCCAUGAAAACAACAUCUGAUCAUGGAGUAAAUACAUCCCAAAAUACAUAAAACUCAUGCUGAAUUUUAAAAAAAGCAUUGUGAACAAAAACUUGAAGUUACUCCCAACUGUUCGGCCUGUAACGGCCUUGCUUCCAAACUUUUGGCCUGUAGUGUACAUAUGUUUACUCAUUUUUUGCUGUACAAUGAGAAUGUGAACAUAUACCUCUUUGUGUUAAGUUUAGAGACCAUACAUGGUUCAUUAACCUCCACACUACCAUAAAAAUUAUGUUGAAAUUUUGCUAUACAGUGUAUGAAUAUGUUUUGUAUAUAUAGAUAAACAUAUUUUUAUAGAUUAUAUGUUUUGUAGUAUGCAUAUGUAUAAAAUAUUGCAUUGAUAGCAGAAUUAUUUUUUUAUAAAGCCCUUGAGGAACAGUAAUAAGGAUUAGGAAUUCAAAAAGUAUUUACUUCUUCCUAUUCCUUCCUUCAUUUCUUUUUUUCUUUGUAUGUAAAUGGCAAUUUUCUAUUUGUUUUAUUUCUUCGCAUACAUUCAUUCACUAUGUUACACUCAAAAUGUGAAUCUUGAUGAAAUGUGGUUUUAUCUGUUAUAGUGACAAAAAUGUGGUACUUCAUUUGUUUUUGACAGUGAAAGUGGAUCAAACUGAAACUUUGAAAAGUACCUCUGUCGCUUGUCCUGUUAAAGUCUCGAAAAAGACUCUUCGGUAAAGCCACAGAAACAGCUCCACUUACCAAGGUUAAAUGAAUAUUAAGUCUGGAAUGAGGUCAUCUCACAGUGGUAACACAUUCAUAAUUACACUGGUGAUUGAUGUGAUCAUCUCCAUUUGACCACACUUCAAAUGAUACCCCUCAGUCUUCCAUUAUUGCCGAUUACUGAUGAGGCUGAAGCAACAAGACAACAGUGAUCAGGCAGCCAGGAAGCAUAGCUGUGACAGUGGGCACAGACAUGACAGAGACCUGCAGGCACGUUGAAGGAUACAAGACAUGUCUAUGCUGAGAGCAAAGGGAUCAUAAGCGUGCUGAUUUUGUAAUGAUGUAAACAGCCAGAGAUAACCACGCAAAGCACUCUGUCCUCAAUACGGUGAGAGACAGAAUGAGAUAGCGUGCGUGUAAAUGUCUUUAAUCAGGAAUAAAAAGGGCUGCAGAUUUUGUCGUUUGGGGGCAUUCAAUAACUCCGAAAAUGUUUCCAAAUUAAAGCUGACAGUCUGCUGUUUGGCCUCACAGUCAUUUCAUCUUUUCACAUCCAAUGUAAUCAGAGUCUGAGGCCGCAACAAUGAGUCACUUUCAAAGUUGUACUGGAGGUCAGCAUGUCGGCCAAACUUGUAUCAGAUGACUGAUCUCUGUGAUACAGAGGAGCUGGGGUGAAAAAAAAAUCUAGUUUCAGAAGAGAAGAUACUCAGUGUGUGUGUUUGUGUGUGCGUGUGUGGCCCCACAGCACAGCAGAGUGCUGGGUGAUGAGAUGGAGAUUCCUCGGAGCAGCAGCGGUCACCACAGGCCUUUCUAUUCUGCUGCACCCUGUCUCUCUCUCUCUCUCACAGCCACACUGUGUCGCCACGGGGAGUGACUUUGGAGACGAGGGGAGUGUGUGUCUGUGUGUGGUUGUGUGGUGUGUUUUUCUGUUUAUUGUCCACAUUGAGCAAGCAGUCCCUUAGGUGACAGCUUGAUAAAGAUGUAAAGUUUUCUUUUGAGUUUUGAGAGCUUUGCUGUGUGUGUGUAUGUGUGUGUUUCUCUGUGUGUAGGUCUGACGAGGAGAUGGUGAAGUUUAUGCAGCUAAUGAACUCCAUUUGGAACAUCUGUGGUAAAGAUGUGGUCACGGCCUUCGACCUUUCGCCUCUCAAGAUCAUCUGUGACCUUGGAGGUAGGUGUGUGCGCAUGAGAGUGCAUGUGUGUGUCUUCAUCAAAACACUAUGUAAUUUCCAUAAGGUUGCGAGUUCACAGUCAUUAACAUUUAAAACUGUUGGUGUCAUGCGUUAGCUGAGGAGACAGCUGGCCCAGACACACACAUAUACACACACAUAUAUUUACACAGUAAAAUGUGCAUGACACACAGUCAACAGUGACCUUUACUCCACUCUCCCUUAAUGAUGCUGUAUGAAUCAGUCAAGCCUCCCCAAACACACUCGUUAAAGUUAGUUUUCUCCUCUUCUCAGAGUCUUCUUCCAUUUGGCCAGAUUCUUAAAAUUCAUGUGUAACUGACUGAGAAAUACUCUUUUUUUCCCUUCAGAGUUGAAUAAAUUAAUCAAAUAACAAACACACCAUUCAGACGAAGACAUGAGGCCCACUUAUUAUUCAGUCUUCAAUUGGAAAUACUGAGCCAAAGCCUGAUGUGAGUGUGGCUCUCCUGCUACUGUUAAGCUGACCGAACUACAGUAAGGUUUCUAGGUUUGGUUGGUCAAAAAACACUCAGACAUGUUAUCCUUGUGAUAAAAUUUUCAACCAGUAUUAUUAAUUUUUGAAGCUGAAAAAUAAUGUUAAUAAAACAUGUGUUGCAUGUGCUUUUCUGCAUCAAAACUAGAUACUCAUGUGCAGAGAAGAAGAAGCAACAGAGCAGAAGUAUGAGCUACUGAGCAAAAAAUGUACAGCACACUUCAUGAUAUCCAUUAAGAGGGGCUAAGACAUUUGGUCUGCCUGUUUUUCCUGAUCUUUAUCCCCACUUGUGGAUUGUUAUCCAAGAAAACACACAAAAUGAAUUGAAUAAUACAGACUGGUUUCACAGGCUAAUAGCCAAAACUGAAAUGAGAGCGCGUUUCUCGAGAAGAGAAGGCGAGAAAAAGCAUCUCUGGCAGUUCUUCAAAAUGGAAAGAUGAUACUUGAGUGUGAUACCACAGCAGACCACAGUGGGGAGCUGUGAAGCCACUGAAAUUACAGACUGAAACACACACACACACACACACACACACACACACUCAGGUGUAGACACAGACACACAUCUUCGCCAGUCUCCCUGUCUGUUCUCUCCUCUCCUCCGUGACUUUCCUGGCCACGGGGUUGUGUGUUCAUGUUUAUGCAUUAAGGUGCAUCACCAAAAGGAGCGUGGACAGCAGGAGUGUGAAAGGGAGUGACUGCAGUGUCCCAGUAAGACGCUCUCAGCAUCUGUUGUGUCUGCACACACCUGCUGCUUCGGUGAUCCCACUGUCUGUCUCUCUGUCAGUCUCUCUGUCUGUCUUACUGUCUCUUUGUGAAACUUUCUGCAAACAAAGCUGACUAAAGGAGGUGGUUUGUUUCUCCGGGCGCUCUGCUACAAGCUUACCACCUCACCUCGUUGUAUUUUAAUGUGACAUUUAACACACACUGUGAUGAUAUGUUUUGUUUAAAAGUAAAUAAUCAACUUAAAGGUUACAGAGGAAAAUUUAUUCAUGGUUUUGAGGCAUAAUGUAAUUUUAUGCCUCAUGCUGCAGGUGCACAUGUAACAAAGCCAGCUGUGGACAAAAGUAUGUGCGUCAUGUACAAGAAAAAUACAAAAUAAAAGAAAUACAUCCUCUCUCAAGAAACUUAUCAAGCCAUUUCUGCUGGCUGUCUUAUUUUCAGCCUGCAGUUUCCUGGAAUAAGAUGAUAUCAGGGCUUGUUUGAUCAGUGUUGUUUCUAUUAGAAAUUCUGACUCAUGGUGAGACACAUACACUCUGUGCGAUGUGAGUUUCUGCAGCGUAGGUUCUCCUUCCAAUGGUGCAUCUUGAUACAAUCUUUUAUUAGACCCUCCCUGCGGUAAAUGUCCAUCUUUUUCAGACUCAUCACCCAAGUUUACCCCUGACAAAGCUCCAAAAAAUGAAACUUGGAGCUGUUCACAGGCUGAUGAAUACUGCAUUUUACGAAAAAUAAACUUAAUGGGUAAAAUCAGCGAAGUUCCCACUCAGCAGUUCUUAAACACAGCUGGAUUUAGAUGCAAGACUAGUCAUCUAAAGUUCAGUUGUCGAAAUGCUAUUGGUGAAAGGCCUAAACAGCCCAAAACAGCCAGUGUAAAAAAUGUAUUCAAGCUAAAUAUAAUAUGUUAUGAAGGGAAAAAGUCAUUUAUUGACAUACUUACUACAGUGGUAUUAAAUAAAAAGUCAACUGCAGAAUGAAGAAAUAAAUGCUGCACAUCAGAUGCACCUGCAGGUAAUUUCAGAAGACUAAAAAAGUGUAUGAUAACAACAUAGAAUAAAUAUAGCACAGUGUGGCAGACCCAAACACCCAUCAAAGGAUUUCAUUAAGAAACCCAGGCAGCAGGGUGAGCUUGGGGUCUUCGACAGCGUAUUGUGUUUGGUUUUGCUCCUCCUUGCUGUUCUUUGAUUCCUCUCCUCUGCCGACCCCUGUUUGAUGUGAGAGCCAGAGUACCUGUGUGUGUGUGUGUGUGUGUGUGUGUGUAUGAGUGUGUGUGUGUUUGUGUAAAAAAAGGAAGCCUUUUUAAGAAUACUGACUGAAACAGAAGCAGUAGGUCAUGUUAGGAGGAGGGCACCGCUGGGCCUCACAGUUUUCCCUGUAAACACAAACGCACACAGUCACACACACACACACACACACACACCUUGGGCUAGUUGGCUUUGUGGGUUUGUCAAAGUGAGAUCCUUUGAUCCCGUCUUCCACCUCACAGCCUUUCUAUUUAAAUUCAUAUUGCUUUACAAAGCGCAAUAAUACUGCUGCUGAAGCAUCAUGUUGAAAUGUCUGUGCUGAGUCUUUGUUCUCACCUCUGUUUGGAUGGUUGUGUUUUGUGAGUUGAUUCAGUUUUUACCUUCUGAAAUCAUCCCGUUUGGCUGUUCUUCUAUGUGGAUAGUAGGUAGAUCUCAACAAAUAACUACUUCAGCUCAAACAGGUCCAGCACAUGCAGUGGCUCAGCUAUCAUUGACUUACUGGCUGACGUAGAUGCUAUUCUCAUGCUCGCAGACCAUCUGUGUGCCCAUGGGCGUAUUGGUCUUCAAAUCAAUCAAUCAAUCAUCUCUAAUUUAUACAAUCCCAAAUCACAACAAAAGUCAUCUCAGGACACUCAAAAAUAGAGCAGGUCUAGACAGGCCUCUGUUAUAUUAUUUAGAGAGACUCAACAUUAAUCCACAAUGAGGAAGCACUUGGCAAAAGUGGCGAGGGAAAAUUGACUUUCAACAGGCAGAAACCUGAAUCAGAACUGGGCUCAUUGGUGCACAGUCAUCUGCUGGGACUGGAUGGGAUGGAAAAAAGAGUGAAAGAGUGGGAUAAAGAGGGAAGAAAAAGGAACGACACAGGCCAAGACAGACAAACGGAUCUACAAAUCUCGAUAGAAACAACAGCAAACACUUUUAACGUGUCCUUUACUAGCAAAAUAAUGCUGAAGUUAAUUGUGGCGUGAUAACUGUGGUCAAGCAGAUCCACAGCAGCUGACAGCCCAAGAUGACAGUUCACAGAAACCUAAAAACAAGAGAGGAUUAAAGACCCUUGAACGGUAAUGAGUCAGUGCACAACAGAAACAUGACUUACAAAUAAAGAGGGAGAGGGGAGACAAGAGCUCAGUGUGUUAAGUCCAUAGACUCUAUAUACUAUGGACAACUUGUUUCUGCCUCCUUGUGCGCAUUCAGCGGGAGAGUUGCAGAGAGUCGCUGUGAUGACGCUCGGCUCAAACUGCGUAUCCCCCAGGUGAGCUACGCAAUCCCUGAACGCCAAUAGGCUGUAUCAGGUGUCAAUCAAAGAAAACAUGAACCCCCUUAUAAGUUUUAAAAAUGGAGCUGCACAGAAAAAAAGAGGAUUUGAGCACAAACCAGUCUUACAAUAACUUCAUGUCAACACCGCAAGCAGGGAGGGAGAAAAAUUUAUGUUCUGUGUAAUUAACAUCUAAAGUUUGUCCACAGCCCCAUAGGCUUUGCUGGCGGAGGCGGGAUUUAUGACCUAUACUGCAGCCCGUCACCAGAGGGGGCUGUUUUCGGAGUGGCUUCACCCAGCAAGGAGGCAGACUCUGUCCAUUCAAUAUACAGUCUAUAGUUAAGUCCCAUGACCAAAAAUAGGGGCUGAUUCAGGUUCGAGUUUGAUUCAGCACCAACUCUUUAAAGUUUGUGGUAUACUCUAAAAAACAUGCAUGGCUGCAUCAGGUACAUUUAAACAGCAAAGCUCACCUCCUUUUAAAAACUUUAAAAUCAAAGUGUGGCCUUAAGUACUGUUUGUGUAUUGCUAUGAUAUAGCAUUGUAUUGCUAUUGAAACAGUAUUUAGAUUGUAGGCUGGUUCACAAAACAUAAACUGCUUGUUAUACAUACAAGGAGCUGCAGUAGCUCAGGAGGUUGAGUAGUUGUCCAACAACUGGAAGAUUGGUGGUUUGAUUCCCCUCUUUCCAUUGUAUCCUUGGGCAAGACACUUAACCCACCUUGUUCCCAGGCUCGAGGCACAGACUGGCAGGCAUGUUUCCGUCAGUCUGCCCCAGGGCACCUGUGACUACUGUGGUAGUUUACCACCACCAGGGUGUGAGUGAAUGAAUGAUGUAUUCAGUGUAAAGUGCUUCGAUGGUCUCUGAUAAAGCGCUAUAUAAAAAUCUGAUGUCGUAUUAAGGAUGAGCAACAACACUCCUUCUCCUCUGUUAAUAGUCUUUGGGUUUGGAGAUGCUGACAGCGGAUUGGACGGCUGCCAGCUUUUGCCAAUUAAAUACCAACGUGCCAGCUAUACAUGCAAAUAUUUUUCAGAGAGAACAGUAAUCCAUCAAUCUAUCCCCCCACUCUCUCCAUCUUCUGCAGGAUUAGUUUACAAUGGCAUCAGGAAAGCUAAUCUAGACGUCCCCUCCCCAGGAGCACAACUCUUCUUGGGGGAACUGACAGUGUUCCCGAGCCAGAUAGGCUGUAUGAUCCCCCACUGAGUUAGGGGUCUAUCUUGGGGUCUCCUCCCAGGUAGAUGCUUGCUGAAAACCUCCAAAGAAAAGCACCCAGAUGGCAUCCUUAUCAGACGCCUAAAACCACCUCAGCCAGCUCCUUUUGAUGAAAAGAAGCCACCGCUCCACUUGGAGCUCCCGCUGAAAUUCUGAUCUCCUUACCCUGUCUCUGCAGCUUGGUUUAGCCACCCUGUGGAGGAAAGUCUUUCUAGUGUGUUAUAUCUAAAAUCUCAUUCUUUGUAUCACCACCCAAAACUCUUGACCAAAACUGAUUAGUUGAAUUCAUUGGAUGGCUAAAGUAUACAUGUAAAUGAAUUUAGAACUGAACCAUUUUGUGAUUGUGCAUUACUUUCUUCCCAGAAUAGAGGAAUUAGAUUCUCUUAAAUGGAGAUGGAGUACACCUGUGUCAUCUAUUUUAGAUAGAUCUAACACGCAGGGCCCUAGGAAUCCUCAGAAAUGCAUCUGUAUCAGGAUUUUGCUGCAAUCAAACCUUCAGUUGCUGAGAUUACAAAAAAAAAAAAAAACAACAACAACAACUUUAAGGGUCAUAGAGAAAACAGGCAUCUCUAGAUAUGGCUGUAUUAAUUCCCUAAAAAAACAUACAUGCCAAUUUUCAUGACAGCUUCAAAGGACAUUAAAAUUUUCAUUUCCAAAUAAAAGUCAAAUCAAUUCUGUCCAGAUGACAAUGACGGGGUAAGUGCAUGAUUGUGUUUGCUUUCAGUAGGAAUGUUUCUCUCUAAAUAUUCUGUCACUCAGUCAUUUUGAAUUCAGCUCAAUUCAGUCUCCUUUAUUUGCAUGAAUGUUAGAUGAACCAUGUUCCCAAAGCUGCCACAUACAAAUCAUGCAAAUAAAUAAUGGGUACAUACCUGAGAGCAUCUGUUCCACUCGUGUGGCUCUGUGCUGUGUGUGUGUGUGUGUGUGUGUGUGUGUGUGUGUCUGUAUGCAUGCCCAGUUUGUUUGUGUCUGAUGCACUACCUUAAUGAAGGUUGAGUGUAUUCAUUGUGCUGUAACUAAAUGUAAUCAUCCCUCUCUCAAUCGCUCCCUCCCUCUCUCCCUCCUUCCUCCCUCUCUCUCCCUAGGCUGCAGUGGAGCAUUAGCCAAGCAGUGCACGUCAGCCUACCCAGAAUGCAGUGUGACGAUCUUUGACCUCCCCAAGGUGGUGCGCACAUCGAGGGAACACUUUGUCACAGAGGCCGACCAGAGGAUUAGCUUCCACCAAGGUAACGUCAUCAUGACAGGGUGAAAUCAUUUGACAUCAUUUACAGCCAGUUUCAGAGCACUAUUGUACACGCACACACUUACACACUCUCACGGGCAAAAAUAGAGGAAGUCUUAGAAGAAGUUUCUCAAGGCUUAAGUCCUGGUGAGCAAAUCUUGGGUUGAAUCGAUUUGGAUUGAUCUUAAUGAAACCCUCACUUCUCGACAGUGGAAUAAACAUGCAGUCAGUAUCUGGGCGCUUAAUCACAGCCUUCACAUUCACACCUGCUAUUAAUAAACUGCCUUUAGAUUUGCACGCUGCCUGCAUCAUGAUAUUGUGUAUAUUUGCUGGGCAAGAGAGGGAUCAUCUGCUUAUCAGAGCAGGAAAAAGCUGUUAUAUGCAACCUCUGAACUUACACUGUGCCUGAAGGUGUAAUAACACAAAUCAUGAUCUGCCACAUUCAGUAUCUCUUGGCCGCCAGUGAAAUGCAGCAUUAGGAAUUAAUAGAUUUAAUUUAAAACGGUCUGUCCAGUAAUCCAAAGACAGGGAGGAGCUGAAAGUUGAAAAAUUCAAAGCCUUAUGCAAUAGAGUGAAAAUUUGCCUGCCUGUUGUGUCUUUACUGAAGAUGAGAAAUAGGCCAAUGCAGUGGUGAGACAUUUAGUGAAGACUUCACAUUCUUUUACCUUUUGGGAUUCCUCUUGUCUUUGCCAAUUGCCCCCAGGAUUACAGAUGAAAAGACAAAUGAAGAAAACAAGUUGUAAGAGAAAUUCCAGGGUGUUCAUUUAUACACGAGCUUGCCAGAAAGCUUCUUGCUGGAUUACAAGCACUGAAGGGUGUGCAGCAACAAGUGAGAGGUUACAGAGGGGAUGUAGUUCCAAUCAAUCAAUCAAUCUUUAUUUAUAUAGCACCAAUUCACAACAAGUGGUAUCCCAAGACUUUUUUACAAAAACAGCUGGUCUGUGAACGUAGGUCUUUGAUUUUCUGGUUGUCUGCUCAGUUGUGUAGAUAAAAGCCUUCUGAUGGGUUUUUUGACAUGUAGGAUCACACAACGAAAAUGGCCAAAAGCUACACUAACUUGAUAUCCCUUAAAGCUUUGUCAGUCCAAAAUCAACCACAAACUAUCAAAACAUGAGUGAGCUGCACCACUGCACUGUGUAACAUGUUCCUCACCGACCGUGAAUACUGGUGCCAUCCACUGAGUAUUUACUGUAUUUGCUUACAUUGACAUUUGUCUCAGAUUAAACACACACUAAUAUUAAUUUUAACAUCAGCUCUUUCUCAGAGUAUUUCUACCUCAAUGGCAAAGUUAAGUGCCCUCUGGAGUUUAUAUCUUUUGUUUCCUACAACAUGAUAAAUCUUGCUUUCUUUGCUCUGAUAGAACAACUGCGGAUCUUGGCACCUGUGACAUUUGAAUCCCAAUUAAAUUUCACCAGUGAAUAUUCUGGGACAUGGUUUUGGCAGAGUUACAUCCUUUCUGCCAACAUCCAUUUUGCUCCUUCAGAAAGUAUAACAAAGAGACAAAUAAAAAUCCUCUGAAGAUUUUUGUCUUUUAUUUCAGUGCGAUAUGAGAAGGUGAGUUAUUGGUUUUGAAGCAGAGUGAUACACUUUGCUGCUUAUCUUUUUGUACAUCUAUAAUUGUGGAUUUGAUCUCUGUUCAAUCAAACGUGUACAACUUUGUGCUCUUUUUAUCUCAAUAGCAGCAUUAGCAUGGAUCCAGAUGACACACAAGCACAAUCACACUUCUCCAAUAAUUUAAUAAGAUGUUAAAUAUUCAUUUAUUCAUUCAAAAAAAUAAUAAUAAUAAACUGUUGCAAUGACCACAUCCCUGGGAUGGUUGCAACAUGUCACAAAUCCAUUCAAUUUUUAAUUUUCAAUUUUCAAAUUUUUUUUUGUCUCAAUGAGCAUAUUGGUCUGAGAAUAUGUAUUUUUUUUUAAAUAUUAUAACGACUAGUUGAUAAACAAAAUGUUAUAGAAUUAUGUAUUUCGUUAUCUAAUAUCCAAUAUUGAGUUUUGUUUCUUUUCGCAUAAAACAUAGGCCUACUCUGAGUCAAAGCGCAUAUGUUACAGAUAUUAAUGUUAGUAAGUGGAUUGUGGAUUUUACCGAGAUAUGAAUACAAAUCUUCAUGCAAAUGUAACACCGCAUAUAAUGCAACACUAGCUUGGCAACAGUUGCGACAAGUGUUGCAACUGUCCCUAAGUGGUCAGCCAUGACAAAACACCAUGUGCUAACUAAACACACUGAUUUUAACAAACGCUAACCUUGUGACUUAGAAAUCAACUAAACAACGACAAAAACUAAGUUGUGAUUAAUUCACACAAACAGUCAGCAUGGUAUGACAAAAAAUAAACCACAUGAAAAAAAUUAUUUUCAAGCUUAAAAAACAGUUUUUCCCCCCAAGAAAUCCAGAAGAUGAUGCUAAAUGUGUCUUUUGUCCUGCUGGUUGUAGUGGUGGUGGUGGUGGUGGUGGUGGUGGGGGGGGGGGCACCUGAGCAUGUGCAGUAUCAGUGUCAUCAAUCUAGCAUGUUUCUGAUUGGAGGAAUAAGCCUUGUUGCCACUGUCCCCCAUUAGUGACGUCCUCUGUAAACACUAGAAAUCCCCUAAAACAAUCUCACAUAUAUGUUUCAACAAACAGCAGCUAAAAUAUGCUUUUAGAAUAAAUUGAUUUUAGCAGACAUCAUCAUUUUCUAGUUAUGUUUGAAAUUGAAAACCACUAAUAGAAUCAUGGUCAUUUAACCCAAGGCUUGAAUGUGAAAUUGGUUAAUAAAUGAAAUAAUUCAAUCAAAUACUGCCAUGUCUCAGAACAUUUAGUGUAUGAUGAAAUGACAGCACGUAUAUCUCUGUUUGUGUAUUAAGGUGACUUCUUCAAAGACCCUCUUCCAGAGGCUGACCUCUACAUCCUUGCCAGAAUCCUCCACGACUGGCCUGACGAACGCUGCAUCGAGCUUCUCUGUCGAGUCUACAAAGCCUGCAGACCGGGUGUGUGUUUUUGCAUGUGUGUGUCUCUGAGUGUGAAAGGGAUGAGUACUUCUUUUUUUUCUUCUGCUGCGUGAAAUGAGAUGGCAGAUUGUAUCCAACAAUGCAGCUGAUCCCAGAGAAAUCUGUCCUUCUGACUCUGAUCAAAGAGAGACGACGAACAUAAAAGCAGCAGACGGUGUUGGGAGGGAGAAACCCUCUCCUGUAUUUUUGUGAGUGUAUGUGAGUUUGAACAUGAGGACAGAAGAAAAUCACAGAUUUAAGGAAGCAGGGAGGCUAAUAUUACUGGGCAGAAAAUGGGCUUCAGUCUCUCCCCCCUUAGAGCAUUUUAACUAAAGCAGAGAAGCACAGGUGAUACUGUAUAUACUGGACACUCUGACCUAUGAAAAACAGUCAUUUUAAAGUGGUCUGCAGUGAUUAAGCAUGUUGAUUAUGAAUAUUCAAUAGACAUGCUGCAUUUCUUUGGGCUAAACCAUAACUAAUUGACAGUCUUUGCCCACUAAGUCAUGUCAAUCAAGAAAAUAGAAAAAGUAAACAAAGGUAAAGACAAAGAAACAAUAAGGUAAACUGAACCUUUGUUCAUCUAACAGUGGGGGAAUCUGUAGUGUUGACAGUACCAAAAGAUCAGCAUAGAAAACAAAGUACACUCUCCAUGCACACAGUGCAAAUGUUGAAAGUAACAACCCAAAACUAAAAUGGUUCUAUACAGUGAACAAAAAUAAUUGGACAUGUUAUUGCACAAACAAACAAUCCAAUCCAUUUUUCUCUGUCCUGUAGGAGGCGCUGUGUUGCUGGUCGAGGCGUUGCUCCAUGAGGAUGGCUCUGGCCCACUCACAGUGCAGCUCUACUCGCUGAACAUGCUGGUUCAGACUGAAGGCAGAGAGAGAACAGCUGCUCAGUACGCCGCCCUGCUGGCUGCUGCUGGUUUCACCGACACCGAGCACAGACUUACGGGGAAGAUCUAUGAUACUGUGCUGGGAAAAAAGGAGGCAUAA